Molecule: messenger RNA, 2496 nt
Organism: Tigriopus californicus
Lineage: Eukaryota; Metazoa; Arthropoda; Copepoda; Harpacticoida; Harpacticidae
Exons: 6
Coding region: 369-2276 (635 amino acids)
Source: RefSeq, a predicted model, not a curated record
CCUUUAGUUUGAUUUGUCCUUCUUCCUUCUAGCAUUGUGAAACGGCCCAGUUCCCUGGCCCUUGGUAGCACGAGUACAGACUAAGGUACAGAACAGAGCGAGGGGCACGAAAGAAGUAAUUGUUGUUGUUCCAGUGGGGAAGGUAGGUUUUUAGUCGGGCCUCCUCCUCCUCCUCCUCCUCCUCCUCCACCUCCUCCUCCUUCACUUUGUUCUCGCCAGAUCACUUGCCAAUGGAGGGGUGAUCAUCGAGGCCAAAACCAGAACCCGAGGUCUUGACGUUGGUUACCUACAUUUAAUUGGUUCCAACGUCUGAUCUGAAUGUAUUGGGGUGACUGAAGCUCUUUGAUUAAUAUCCGCUUGGAAUCACCAUGACGAAGGCCAAUGGCAAUGGACCGUUUAAUGGUCAUGAUCGGGGAAAAUUGUCGCCAUUGCCCCAAACCAAUGGGGUGGGUUCACUCUCGGUGGUGCCCCUUAUGGGCGUGAAGCCCCCGUACGAAGCCCUGGAGGACCGUCAAAAUGUGUUCGAAUUGAAACUGAUCUCCCUGGCUCAGGAGCUGACUCGUUACCGAGAGCACUCCUCUCAAGAGAUGGCCACCAAAAACAAAGAGAUUUCGGCCUUGAGGCAAAAACUUCGCGAGGUGGAACACAAUGCGAGCAAGAAAAACACCAUUGUCACGACUGGCAGCACCACAAGUCAGGCCAACGGCCCUGACAAGACUCAGCCGUUGGUGCCAAAUGGUGUCGCUGAUCGACCAGUCCCCCCCGGUCUCAAUGAUGAUCAGGGGAGCCACAAGAAUUGCCGCGAGGACAUGCAUCAAUUGCUGAUCGAGUUCCAGAAAGUGAAAAGUGAUUUGGGUGAGCUUAUGGUGGUCUACGACGACCUUCAGGACCGUUUCCAUGAGAUUGAUCGCAGCUGGCGUUGCAACUUGGUCUUUGUGGGCAUCAAAGUGGACCCGCAUGGCAUGUUUGAGAAUUCUGAGUGCCUUGAGUCCAAGAUCAGAAACAUCAUCCGGAACAAGUUGAACAUCAGUCGGGAGAUCAUCAUUCAACGUUGCCAACGCGUGUUCAAUGGCAGCGAUCAGAAGAACAAUCGACCCAUCGUCGUCAAUUUCCAGAAAUGGUCAGACAAGGAAGAGAUCUUGCGCAAAUCAAAGAUCUUGAAGAAUGCCGGGAUUGUAGUCGAAGAAGAUUUCUCUCGCGCUGCCAAAAAUCGUCGGAAGGAGUUGGAGAAGUUGAUCAAGGAGGUGAAAGCCGUUGAUCCCAAUAAGAAAUGCGUUCUCAGAUAUGACAAACUAAUCAUCGAUGAUCACAUCUACAUCUACAAUGAGAAUGAGAAACGGGUCCAACGGCUGCCAUUCACCUACAGUGGGAAUCCCUCGAUCUUGGACGACGAUCCCAACGAGCUGAUUCUGUCCGGCAUUGGCGGUCGGCAUCGACCCAAAACCUGUCCUGUGAUAUCGCCCUCCAAGACCCGGAGAGCGGUAUCUGUGGAGUCCAUUUUAGACCGGAUCCCGGGGGUGACCAUGUCAAUUGGCGGAGGUUCAUUGGAAGACACCAACCAAUUUCGACGGUCCACGUUGACAAGUGCGAAAAGCUCGCCCUCUGUCCACCAAUUGGGCUUAGGGGAACACGAAGGCAAAAUGGUGCCGAAUUUUGCCUUGGCCACGGGAGUAAUCCAGGAUAACCAGUUCUGUAUCCAGGAGGAGUCGGAGGACAACGGACCGGGGAGAAAGUCCGUUGAUGAUGACGGGGAUCAGUCCAGCGAUUUCAAUCAGGCCGACCUCGAGCUCUCCAAGCAAGUCCGAUCGAUCAGGGACAAGGAGGGCAUUGUGAACGACGAGGACCAACACGACGGGAAUUCAAGCUCCAGUGAUCCAGAGGAAGUAUUUGCCAAGCCAGGCUCACUGGCGAAUCCCUUGACGAACCCAUCAUCGCUGGCCCAGAAGGGAUCCAACACCUUGAUUGGUCAAGCCAAAGACGCUGCCGAAAGCGACUCGGACGACGAAGACGAAUCCGGGACACUGCCGCUCAAUCAUGUUAUCAACUUUGACGAAUGGAACAACACGGGCACCUAUAUCCCACCCACGCUGAGAAACCGCACCAUGUCGAGCAAGAAGAGCAAAAAUGGUUGCACUAAUCACAAUACUUCUAGUUACAAUAAUCCCGCGAGCGAAAACAGCUCUAAGCCCACGCCCAGACUCAAAGCAAAAUUCCGCAAGGGCAACAGUGACUCCAACAAGAUAUCGCGUUCCAGAGGGAAAAGAAAAGGACCCUAAGAGGAGGAGAAGGAGGAGGAAAAUCCAAUCCACCGCCGCACUCAGGGCCAAACACAUGAGGUUGAAUUAUGUGGCAAAAGGUCAGGUGCCAAGCAAACCCGAUUGUUCGGUUCGUAAAUACAUGAAAACACCACCACAACCUCCUUCAUGCGAUACAGAAAUAUAUCGGCCAAUCCCAAAACUGUCAUCAUUAAUUGUGCCAAGAUCAUCGCCAGGAUAU